This is a messenger RNA of Teleopsis dalmanni, 3900 nucleotides long. It is a transcript of the gene Mctp, whose product is annotated as multiple C2 and transmembrane domain-containing protein. Gene Ontology annotation, cellular component: synaptic vesicle membrane. The coding region runs from base 725 to 3445 and encodes 906 amino acids. The transcript has 13 exons. The record is from RefSeq and is a predicted model, not a curated record. Gene Ontology annotation, molecular function: calcium ion binding. NCBI's taxonomy places the organism in Eukaryota, Metazoa, Arthropoda, Insecta, Diptera, Diopsidae. Gene Ontology annotation, biological process: regulation of neurotransmitter secretion.
AUUCUCAUUUCCAAUGCAAGAUGUUAUCUGGAUAACUGCAUGACUAAUAAAAAACUUUACAUAUUUCUGAAUAUAAAAAUUUGUUUAAAUAAAUGAAAUUCAUGUGGCAUGAAAAUGAAUAAUUAAACCUUUUUGAACUCAACUAAUAACCGCGUCACAAAACUGUCAAUGCAACUAAACCCGUGAAACGUAUAAUUCAAAAAGCAACAGUUCCAAGUGAACAGCAAAACUCCUACUACACUGCAAAGGGGACCCCGAAAGACACCUUGGAAGGACAUUGCGUGAUGGCAACUCAUAAAUAUGAAACACAAAAUCAUAAUGACACGAAAACAAUGAAUAACAACAACUCAUGUAAUUUUAAUAUUAUAAGCCGAGCAUUUAAACACAAAACACAAAUAGAAAUUAUAAAGAGACUCACACCCCUCCAAGGAACAGCAAUCGUUAAGGAUAUGUUGACGUCACUUCCACGCUCCGUUCGACAUGUUUAAGAGGAAAGCUUAGAGUUCAGAAAAUAUUUUACAUUUUGCAAACGUUUGCAGUUGUUUGGCAACGAAGCAGUAGAAAAAUCGAAAAACUCAUUGAUUUUCCAUUAGAAUGACGGAACCAAAUAUAUCUUAUAGCACACAAAAUUGCUAAUAUCUCAACUGAACUGAACUUACUUAUCACAGUUUAAAUAUUUUAGCUGCCAAAUUGGUUUAUGAUACUGUCAAUCGCAUAAAGCAAAAUGUCUGAACAUCUACCUUCGACCUCAACAGGUCGAAUACAUUAUUCCGACGACUUGCCUGGCUGCAGUGAAUUGAUUUAUGAAAAUACUAAAGAUUCAAGAAACAAUACACCUAUUGAUACGCCCCACGGUUCACCAAAGCCUACACAACGACUGAUCAGACAUUUAAGUAAAUCUGCUUCGGAAUUAAAUGGGCAUGAAGUGCCACGUAUAGUACCAAAACGUGCAAAAAGUGCUGUUGGCUCACAUCCAAAUACGAGCAGCGUAAGCGGGGGAGUUGGUGUUUUGCAAAAAACUCAUGGCUUCUUCAACAAUCUAAAACAUCGUUGGAGUCGUGCAAAGAGCAAAGAUCGAGUUGGACGCAAAUCUCCAAGCGAUUUUUUGGAAGAGAGCACAGAUUAUGCUGCUGACUAUAGCUCAGAGAGCAGUUCAGUAACACAGAGUCCAAGACAUCGAGCUACAACCAUAGGGGGAUCUCCACUGGCGAAAGAAUUUCGCGCAACUGCCAAAAUGGCACAAGUAAUUCAACGUUUCGGCGGCUCUAUGGAAGGUCGCAUUGAAGAGCAUCCAGAAAAUGGUGCUGCCGGUAAUGAAAAUUAUAUGACCACUCAAGAUCAAUUGGAUGCAUUGCAGGCUGACGACUUGCGUCGCAAAAAGGAAGCACAAUUACGACAAUAUGUCUUCUUUCAGUUACGUGUUCAUCUUAAGAGCGGCAAUGAUUUGGUGGCCAUGGACAAAAACGGCUUGAGCGAUCCUUAUGUAAAAUUCAAGGUUGGCGGUCGAUUACUGUAUAAAUCACGUACAAUACAUCGUGACCUCAAUCCAAUUUGGGAUGAAGUGUUCACCGUACCAAUUGAGGAUCCAUUCCAGUCAAUUAUCGUCAAAGUCUUCGACUAUGAUUGGGGACUGCAGGAUGACUUCAUGGGUUCAGCCAAAUUGGACUUAACACAAUUAGAAUUAGGCAAAGCGGAAGACAUCAACUUACGUUUGUUUGACGAAAACCAUCCUGAACGUCAGUUGGGCGAGAUUCUAUUGAAUUUGACACUGUGGCCACGUAGUCAGGAAGACAAGGAAAUUCACUUUCAACGCAAUUCCAAAUUGGCAGAGUCAUCGAAACGGCUGAAAUCACAGAUUUGGAGUUCAGUGGUCACGAUUUUGUUGGUCAAAGCGAAAGACUUGCCAUUGGCGGAAGAUGGAAGCAAGCUUAAUGAUACGCACAUUAAAUUUAGACUCGGUAACGAGAAAUACAAAAGUAAGUCUUCCUGGACGGAACGUUGGCUUGAACAAUUUGACUUGCAUCUCUUCGAUGAAGAUCAAAGUUUAGAAAUUUCUUUAUGGAACCGGAAUACACUUUAUGGUAAGGCAAAUGUUGAUCUCAGUGUAUUCGAACGCGAGAAUACACAUGGCAUUUGGAAGCCAUUCGAAGACUGCCCUGGUGAAGUUUUCCUAAUGUUAACUAUAAGCGGCACAACUGCUCUGGAAACAAUAAGUGACUUGAAAGCAUUCAAGGAAGAUCCACGAGAGGCUAAAUUGUUGUUCGAUCGAUAUCGUUGGCAUCGCUGUUUACAAAAUUUACGCGAUGUUGGACAUUUGACAGUGAAAGUUUUCGGCGCCACGGGCUUAGCAGCAGCCGACAUUGGCGGCAAGUCAGAUCCAUUUUGUGUGUUAGAAUUGGGGAAUGCACGAUUGCAAACACAAACCGAAUAUAAAACACUGACACCAACAUGGAACAAAAUCUUUACAUUCAACGUCAAAGACAUAACGCAAGUGCUCGAAAUCACUGUCUACGACGAAGAUCGUGAUCACCGCGUAGAGUUCCUAGGAAAACUGGUCAUACCGCUGUUACGCAUCAAAAGCGGUGCUAAACGCUGGUACACACUUAAGGAUAAAAAUUUAUGUGUGCGCGCCAAAGGCCUUUCCCCGCAGAUUUUACUUGAAAUGACGGUUGUCUGGAAUGAGGUGCGUGCAAUCUGUCGUGUCCUACAACCGAAAGAGGAGAAACUAAUUCAGCAGGAAGCAAAAUUCAAACGACAACUAUUUCUGCGGAACGUCAAUAGACUCAAAGUGAUAAUUAUGGACAUUUUGGAUGCAGCGCGAUAUGUGCAAAGUUGCUUUGAAUGGGAGUCACCGCUGCGUUCCAUCAUUGCAUUUGUCUUGUGGAUACUCGCUUGUGUUUACGGAAACCUAGAAACUGUGCCAUUUGUGCUGUUGUUAUUAAUUUUAAAAAAAUGGCUCAUACGUCUUAUAACUGGAAGUGCAGCUGACUCCACAGCCGGUCACUACGACUACGAUUACGAUGAAGAUGACGACGACGACAAAGAAAAAGAAGAGAAGAAAUCCAUAAAGGAACGUUUACAAGCGAUACAAGAAGUGUCGCAGACUGUACAAAAUACCAUUGGUUACUUGGCAUCUUUAGGAGAGAGUACCAAAAACACAUUUAAUUUUUCCGUCCCUGAAUUGACCUGGUUAGCAGUGGUGCUCUUAAUUGGUGCCAUAGUAGUAUUACAUUAUAUACCAAUGCGUCUUAUAUUGCUCUUUUGGGGCAUUAUGAAGUUUUCCAGGCGCAUAUUGCGUCCAAAUACAAUACCAAAUAAUGAAUUGUUAGACUUUCUUUCACGUGUACCAGACGACGAGGAAAUUAAUCAAUAUCGUGAACUACCACCAUCAGCGCCCACCGAUCAGACACGUAGCAAUCCCAAAAAGAAAGUCAAAGCUUCAUAGUCCAUUGCCAGUGUGGAUGUUAGUGGUGCUCUACAAGAGUUCUCGAACCCAACAACCAGCAGCAGUAGCGCUAUUGCGGCUGUGAACGCAGCAGCUGUCUUGCCGCAACAAGUCGUUAAUAUCUCCACACAUUCUAUGAGGAAUGUGUCUUCAAUGUUCAAGGCGAGCAAGGAAAAUCUCAAAUCGGCGGCGAAGAAGAAAUUUAGUAAGGCGUACAACAGAAGCCUCAAGAAACUAAACUAAAUAUAACGGAACGCAAUUAAACUAGUUAAAUUAUUUUACAAUCAAUCAAUUCUCAACUCAAUUAUGCACCUUAAACGGCUCACUUUUAAAGUUACUUCAAUGAAUUAAAGUUAAAAUAAAUUAUUUUAGGCUAAAUUUAGUACUCAAAGCUACAAACUAUUUACACUCAAUUUUUAUGAAAGUCCACUUUUGCUGUAUAUACACAAAAUAUU